Messenger RNA from Bradysia coprophila, 1430 nucleotides. RefSeq names its product 3-ketodihydrosphingosine reductase (gene Kdsr). Gene Ontology annotation, molecular function: 3-dehydrosphinganine reductase activity. Gene Ontology annotation, biological process: sphingolipid biosynthetic process. The record is from RefSeq and is a predicted model, not a curated record. Lineage: Eukaryota; Metazoa; Arthropoda; Insecta; Diptera; Sciaridae. Gene Ontology annotation, cellular component: endoplasmic reticulum membrane.
GGUAUAUACAUCAACACUCAUACUUAUUAUUUUUAUAAAACGAAAACAUACGCUGACCAACACCUACCUCAUACUCGAUGCUGCACAUUUCGUGUUUCAUUUGAAUUAUCGUAAAAAAAAUCAUUUUUCUCGAUUUGUGGAAUUUGUGUGAGCGACCUAUCGCUAUUGCAUCUAGUCGAAAUGUUAACGUACGAAUACGUCGUUUACAUUGCCAUCACAAUACUGCUGCAUAUCGGGGUGUUGUUUUUUCUAACGAAGAAAAAACCGAAAAAGUAUCCUCUGCUUGGGCGACAUGUCGUGGUCACUGGUGGUUCGCAGGGAAUCGGGCUGUGGGCAGCAGUUUACUGUGCCCGAUUGGGUGCUCACGUGACAAUUAUAGCUAGAAAUCCACAAGCAUUGGAGAAAGCACAAAGCUUGAUCAAAGAGCAUGUGGAGCAUCCUGAGGUUCAAGUCAUUAGGUGCAAAUCAUUCGACUUAGCAACAAGUACUUACCAAGAAACGUGUGACAUGAUAGAUACCAUUGAGGACGAAAUUUAUCCACAAACUGCAUCUGCACCUGUACAUAUGCUAGUAAAUUGUGCUGGAAUGGCAAUAUGUGGUACGAUAGAAGAAACGUCCAUUGAAGACGCCCAUAAAAUGAUGGACCUGAACUACUUCGGCACUUACUAUCCAACCCGAUAUUGUUUGGAAAAGAUGAAGAAACAAAAACAAGGAACAAUUGUAAUUACUGCAUCACAGGCAGCUCUAAUGGGAAUAUACGGCUAUGGUGCGUAUAGCGCUGCGAAAUUCGCAUUAAGAGGAUUGGCUGAGACCAUUGCAAUGGAAGCUAGUCACUGUGGAAUUUCGGUUACGUUGGCCCUGCCUGCUGACACCGACACCCCAGGCUUUGCGGAAGAAGAAAAAACCAAACCGGAAGUUACGAAAAUAAUUUCAGGUAGUGGGGGACUCGCUAAUCCUCGAGACGUUGCGAUUCAAAUUAUUAACGAUGCACUGAGUAAAAAAUUCUUUUCCGUGUCGGGUGUGGAGAGUUGGGUAUUGACAAUUUUGUGUUCCGGUAUGGCACCGUGCCGUGGCUUACUCCUGAAUUUAUUGAUGGUCAUCACAAUUGCGCCGCUCAAAUUUAUCGGACAAAUAAUUCAAUGGAAUUUCAAACGAAUCGUUCGAAACCAUGCAGAGGCUGAACAAAACGAACCUUUCGCAGCAGAGAGGGCGGUAAGGAUGCGAGAAGCGGAGGAAAAACUGAAGGAAACUGACGCAGGUCGUAAACAGCGUCCGAAACGCAGGCAGCAUGUAACGCUGGCCGAAAAGUCCGGUGAUUCAGACGAUCCAGAUAAUUGAGAAACCAAAAACGUGUCUGUCAACUGUAUUGUGCCUUCAGUGCAUCAAACUUGGAAAUAAAUGUUGCUCGUUGCUGUGUUUGUGAUGCGAAA